Messenger RNA from Linderina pennispora, 1341 nucleotides. RefSeq lists its product as uncharacterized. NCBI's taxonomy places the organism in Eukaryota, Fungi, Kickxellomycota, Kickxellomycetes, Kickxellales, Kickxellaceae. Bases 1 to 1341 code for a protein of 446 amino acids. The record is from RefSeq and is a predicted model, not a curated record. The transcript has 4 exons. Gene Ontology annotation, molecular function: ubiquitin-protein transferase activity. Gene Ontology annotation, biological process: proteasome-mediated ubiquitin-dependent protein catabolic process; protein polyubiquitination; positive regulation of protein catabolic process.
AUGGCGCUCUUGCACGCUGCCAACCUGCUCUUGUCAUCGCGAUCGCAGUUGCCUGUUGAGGCGUUCUACGUACAGGCGAUUGACAACAUGAACCUGAUUGCAGACUACGACGCAUGGCGCGCACAGUACCCGGGUGCCUUUUCGUUCUGCCAGUACCCGUUCCUGCUCAGCCUCAGAGCCAAGGUGCAGAUCAUGCAGGUUGAUGCUGCUCGCCAGAUGCAGACAAAGGUCAAGGAGGCCGUGAUUUCAGGCCCUCUUCCAGCAAACCAGCCGCAUCUGAAGCUGCUGGUCCGCCGCAAAUGCCUUGUCGAGGAUUCCUUGCACCAGCUCGCGUCGCACGAACAGGACCUGAAGAAGCGCUUGAAGAUUGAGUUUGUUGGCGAAGAAGGCAUAGACGCUGGUGGCCUCGCCAAGGAGUGGUUCAUGCUGCUGGUUCGUGAGCUCAUGAACCCAAUGUACGGAAUGUUUAGGCGUGAGUCGGACGACUCCAGCCUGGCCUCGGAGGAGAACACCGAGUGGGGCGGCGCAUACUGGUUCAACCCAGCGUCGCUUGAGACAUCCAACCAGUACUUCCUUGUGGGCAUUGUAGUUGGGCUGGCACUCUACAACUCGACCAUUCUCGAUCUGAACCUGCCACUGGCUGUGUUCAAGAAGCUACUGCGCACCAAAUUCUACGCAAACCCAACUGCCACGUCUUCCAUGCUGGCUGACGUCGCCGAAUUCAGACCGCAGUUUGCCCGUGGUCUGCGCCAGCUCCUUGCAUACCGCGGCCAAGACGUCGAGGAUGUGUUUUGCCUGACAUUCGAGGCAACAUACAACGCCUACGGCGACGUCAUCACUGUGCCGCUAGUCCCUAACGGCUCCAACAUCCCUGUUACUAGCUCCAACCGGGUCGAGUACGUGAUGCGCUAUCUGCAGUGGAUCUUGAACGACUCGAUUGCUAAACAGUUCGAGCCCUUCAAGCGUGGCUUCUUCUAUGUGUGUGGAGGCAAUGCCCUGUCGCUGUUCAAGCCCGAAGAGGUUGAGCUGAUGGUGCAUGGGUCCGAUACUGACUGGGAUCCAAGGAUUCUGCAGAAGAUCACAGAGUACGCCGGAUUCGGCGACUACGAAGAGAUGCUGACUUCCUGGUUCUGGGAAAUUCUGAAUGACAUGGCGCCAAAGGAGAGGCGUGCUUUCCUGGCAUUCCUGAAACUAGUGCUGCUUGGUGAUGACUUCCGCCGGCUGCCGGUUGCCCACACGUGUUUCAACCAGCUGGGCAUUUGGUGUUAUCGGUCCAAGGAUGAGUUCCGUGACAAGCUUGCCAUGGCCCUGACCGAAAGCGAAGGGUUUGGGCUGCAGUAA